AUGUCUGCCAGCAUCCAAGACGCGAUCAUGCUACUCGGCGACUCCCUCACCCAGGGCGGGUGGGAGGCACACGGAUUUGCCCAGCGGUUGGCUUUCGCAUACAAUCGUAAGCUGGAUGUCAUCAACCGUGGUAUGUCGGGAUAUAACACGGAAUGGAUCAUCCCCGUCUUUGAGCAGUGCUUCGCGACGCAAAACGAGCAGCAGCAUGUCCCCAAGGUUCGCCUCCUCACCAUCUGGCUCGGCGCGAACGAUGCCGCGACGGAGGGCACGCCACAGUACGUUCCGCUCCCCGCCUAUUCCGCCAACCUCGCGAAGCUCGUGCGGACGGUUACCGACUCUGCCUCUGCGCACUACUCCCCCGUAACGCGCAUCCUCCUCCUUACUCCCCCACCCGUGAACACCCACCAGUGGGCUGCGCACCGCGCGGAGCAGAACCAGACGCUCGACCGCAACUUUGAGAAAACCCGAACGUACGCCCAGGCCGUGCGCGACGUGGGCAAGCAGGUCGGCGUGCCCGUCGUCGACCUGUGGACGGCGCUCUGGGACGCAUGCGGCCACGUCGAGGAGCAGCUCAGCGAGUAUCUCUCUGAUGGGUUACACUUGACUGACCGAGGCUACGCUAUCGUGUUCGAUGAGAUCAUGAAGAGCGUCAGCGAGAACUAUCCAGAGCUGCACUAUGACAAGCUCCCGCCCGUCUUUGAGCUCUGGGACAAAAUCAACCUAGAGAACCCCCUAUCUUCCUUGUCCAAGCGAGACAUUUUCAGUAGUGCUUGA
Messenger RNA from Fibroporia radiculosa, 774 nucleotides. RefSeq lists its product as uncharacterized. Gene Ontology annotation, molecular function: lipase activity. The transcript is spliced from 5 exons. Gene Ontology annotation, biological process: lipid metabolic process. Bases 1 to 774 code for a protein of 257 amino acids. Lineage: Eukaryota; Fungi; Basidiomycota; Agaricomycetes; Polyporales; Fibroporiaceae. The record is from RefSeq and is a predicted model, not a curated record.